AAAGAAAUCAAGGAAAACAGACUUCUGCAGGCCGCAGUGCAUCCUCUAGUCCUCCUUCACGUGCCUAGUGCCGGCCACCCAAUGCCUUGCGCAUUUCAGGCGAAAGGCUCGGAGCCCAAGCCUCCGUUUGCAGUCCGUCUGAUCCAGACUCAGUUCGGGAAACCAUUGUCCUGACUCCUGAGCUCGGCAGUGAACAAUAAGCUCGUGAUACUGUGAAUGGCAUUUGGGCUCCUCUUCUUUUGCCGGCCGAGCUCCCUUCUCCUCAGUCCUCACUCCCUUCCCUUGAUCUUCCACCUGGUGAAAGGUUCAGGGGUCGCCGUCGACGAUGGAGGAGGCCGACGGGAGCGCCAAGAAGGCGAGGCUGGAGCUACCCAACGGCCAUGUGAAGCAGGAGGUCGGCGUGCAUCUUGCGGUCGGAGGAGGAGACGACGGAGGAGCAAUCGUUCCCGCGGAGGCGGGGUACGGCUCCAGAGUGGAGCUCGCGGUGAAGAUCGACAUGAGCGUGCUUCACUGCCCGCUCUGCACUCUCCCCUUCAAGCCCCCCGUCUUCCAGUGCAACAAAGGCGGGCACUUGGGCUGCGGCGGCUGCGUGGCCCUGCUGCCCGGCGGACAGUGCAGGACGUGCGAGGACGGCAACGGGUUCUUCCACCCCUGCCCCGCGCUGGACGCCAUCGUGUCCUCGACCAAGAUCGCGUGCCCCCACGCCGGGUGCCAGACGUACGUGCCCUACCACGAAGCCGCCGACCACCAGAGCGCCUGCCCCCACGCGCCCUGCGCCUGCACGGAGACCGGCUGCGGCUUCGUCGGCGCGCCGCAUGCGCUCGCGGGCCACCUCGCGGACCUCCACUCGGUGCCGGUGCGCACCGUGCAGUACGGCCGGGCCAGCCAGGUCCCGGUGUCGGGGCCGCGGCAGCUGCUCGUCGGCGAGGAGGACGGCCGCGCGUUCCUCCUGACCGUGGGCGCGCUCGGGGCCGCCGCGGCCGCCGUUUCGGUGGUGUGCAUCAGGCAGAGCGCGGCCACGCAGCCGCGCUUCUCGUGCAAGAUGUGGGUGAACCUGGUGCAACCGGCAGCUGGGGCGAACAGCGGCAGGGCGGACAUGGUCCUGGUGGACAUCCAGAUGAGGAGCACCACCAGGCCCGGCGCCGUGGUCGCCGUGAACGAACUGACGUUCCUGGCCGUGCCGCGGAUGUACAUGGUUCCGGUGGCCGGGGAUGCGGCGUCCAUGGAACUGGAAGUUCCCCUGAACAUCCGCAUCGACAAGAUCUCCCGCUGAUCCCGCUGAUCGAUCGAUGUAUCCCUUGUACUACUGUCAGUUCAGUUCGUGCUCCAUGGUCUGGAGAUCCAGCUUAAAACUAUGUGCGUGCUGUUAAUUAUGAAUUUAUCAGUGCAAUGUCAUCCGGAUAACCUGCAGUGAAAUUAAAUGUGAGACUAGA
Aegilops tauschii subsp. strangulata is the source of this 1433-nucleotide messenger RNA. Its product is annotated as E3 ubiquitin-protein ligase SINA-like 10. The record is from RefSeq and is a predicted model, not a curated record. NCBI's taxonomy places the organism in Eukaryota, Viridiplantae, Streptophyta, Magnoliopsida, Poales, Poaceae. Gene Ontology annotation, molecular function: zinc ion binding.